This is a messenger RNA of Macadamia integrifolia, 2841 nucleotides long. Its product is annotated as probable receptor-like protein kinase At5g61350. The transcript has a single exon. NCBI's taxonomy places the organism in Eukaryota, Viridiplantae, Streptophyta, Magnoliopsida, Proteales, Proteaceae. The coding region runs from base 1 to 2667 and encodes 888 amino acids. Gene Ontology annotation, biological process: protein autophosphorylation. Gene Ontology annotation, molecular function: transmembrane receptor protein tyrosine kinase activity; ATP binding. Gene Ontology annotation, cellular component: plasma membrane; plasmodesma. The record is from RefSeq and is a predicted model, not a curated record.
AUGGGAGGAGAUAAACGUAGUCACACCAUCUCCUCCCUUUUCCUCUUCUUUUUCCUCCUUUCCAUACCUUAUCCUACAAUUGCCAGAAAGAGUAGUGUAUCAGACAAUUCAUCAUCUUCUCAACAUGUGGUGAAAUACUCUCCCGUCGACAAUUACCUGAUCGAUUGCGGCUCCCCGGAAGCCACCGUCUUCAGCGAUGGCCGGUCCUUCCGUUCAGACGCUCAAUCGGCUUCUCUCCUUUCCACCUCUGAAAAUAUACAAGCAUCCGUUACAUCCCUUUCCAAUUCCACCACCUCCAAUGUCUCCUCUUCUCUUCUCUCUUCAUUGCCUCUCUAUAAGACGGCAAGGAUCUUCGGCGACGAAUCCACCUACACCUUCUUCAUCUCUCGCACCGGCCGACAUUGGAUCCGUCUCUAUUUCUUCCCUCUUCCUCACUCAUUAUACAAUCUCACAACUGCCACCUUCUCUGUCAUCACCGAUUCCAAUGUCCUCCUCCAUGAUUUCUCUCUCCCAAACAAUUCUUAUGUUCUCAAGGAAUACCUCAUCAACGUCACCUCCAAUAGAUUUUCCCUCAAAUUCCAGCCCCAAUCGAAAUCCAUAGCCUUCAUUAAUGCCAUCGAAGUCGUAUCCGCUCCCGACACGCUCAUCACCGACACAGCCACCACCGUCUCCCCUGCCGGAAGCUUCAACGGCUUAAACAAUUAUGCCCUAGAGGUUUCUUACCGUUUGAAUGUAGGCGGACCACCUUUAACACCCUAUAACGAUACCUUAGGGAGGACAUGGGAGCCUGACUCGUCUUUCAUAAAGUCCCCCAUAUUGGCCCAGAACGUAUCGGUUUCUCCCAAAACCGUCGAGUACCCGUCCACCGGUGCUAGCCCUUUCAUUGCACCCAAUUUGGUGUAUUCGACGGCGAACGAGAUGGCGAUGGCGAAUGUCACAGAGCCAAAUUUCAACAUCACGUGGGAAUUGAAGGUCGACUCGACCUUCUCCUACUUGAUCAGACUCCACUUCUGCGACAUUGUCAGUAAGGACCUCAAUGAUCUCUACUUCAACGUCUACGUUAAUGGGAUGACGGGCGUGGCAAGCCUCGACCUCUCCACCCUCGCCGGGAGCCUCCGCACCGCUUAUUAUCAAGAUUUCGUGGUCAACACCACCCAGAUCGUUGAUGGCAAAAUAAUGGUGGAAGUGGGUCCGGCUUCCAAUACCGCUGGAUCGGGAACGCCCAAUGCCAUUCUCAACGGCCUCGAGGUCAUGAAGAUGAGCAACGAAGCCAGCAGCUUGGAUGGCUUGUACACCCCCGAUGGGUCCUAUAUGGGGUCCACGUUCACCAAGCUUAAGAUAGCCGCAGCAAUUGGACUCGCCAUGGGUGUGAUGGCCAUGUUGAUGCUGGCCACGGUAUUCGUUAGAUGGCAGAAGCGACCUCCGGAUUGGGAGAGGCGAAAGAGCUUCUCAUCAUGGCUACUCCCUAUCCACGCCACUGGUCAUUCAAGUUUCAUGUCCAGUAAGAGCUGGUCACGUGGAGGGUUAGGGUCAAAGAGUAAGAACAAAAACGGAAGCAAAAACGGCAACUCGGGCCUUUACUCCUCCGCACUCGGACUCGGCCGAUCCUUCACCUUCGCAGAGUUAAAAGAAGCGACUCGUAACUUUGACGAAAAGGCAGUCAUUGGUGUUGGUGGGUUUGGUAAAGUGUACCUCGGCGAGAUCGGCGAAGAUGAAACCAAGCUUGCCAUUAAACGUGGGAACCCGAGUUCGGAACAGGGCAUUACCGAGUUCCAAACCGAGAUUCAAAUGCUCUCCAAGCUUCGUCACCGUCACCUUGUUUCGCUUAUCGGGUACUGCGACGAGAAUUCGGAGAUGAUACUUGUGUAUGAGCACAUGGCCAAUGGUCCACUACGUGAUCAUCUCUACGGCUCUAAUUUAACCCCAUUAUCAUGGAAACAAAGACUCGAGAUCUGCAUCGGUGCUGCGCGAGGGCUACAUUAUCUCCAUACAGGCGCGGCGCAGGGAAUCAUCCACCGUGACGUCAAGACUACUAACAUUCUCCUGGAUGAGAAUUUCGUCGCUAAAGUUUCUGAUUUUGGGCUGUCCAAGACAGGACCAACGGCUCUCCAGACCCACGUCAGCACCGCCGUGAAGGGCAGUUUUGGGUACCUAGAUCCCGAGUACUUCCGGCGGCAACAGCUAACGGAGAAGUCUGAUGUGUACUCUUUUGGGGUUGUGCUCUUUGAGGUUUUGUGUGCGAGGCCGGCCAUUAAUCCAGCACUGCCAAGGGAGCAGGUGAACUUGGCGGAAUGGGCGAUGCAGUGGCACAGGAAGGGAUUGCUUGAGAAGAUUAUUGAUUCUCAUCUACAGGGAACUAUAAGCUCAGGGUCGCUGAAGAAGUAUGUGGAAGCUGCGGAGAAGUGUUUGGCUGAGUAUGGUGUGGAUAGGCCAUCCAUGGGAGAUGUUCUUUGGAACUUGGAAUAUGCUUUGCAGCUACAAGAAGUGUCGACGAAGAUUGAUCCUCCGGAAGAUAAUAGUGAUCUCAUUACUUUGCAGCUACGAAGGGAGAAGGACCAGAACGAUGACCAUGCUUCGACGACACCGGCUACUGUUGCCGUUAAUGAUGAUUCGGGGAUAGUUAAUUCUACAUUGUUUUCUCAGAUUGGAGGGUUUCAAGGAAGGUAAGAGUGGAAUUCAGAUCUGGUGGGGGUUCUCUCUCCUGUGUCUUGGGAGAGUAGAGUGAUAGGAGAUUGUGGGAGCAAGAAAUGGCAAUUGAUUUGAUUGUUUGUUUAAUUAGAACAUCUAGCAUGUAUAUGAUGAGUCUAUGUAGGAUUUCAGUUUAUACUCUACAGUUCCAAA